Molecule: messenger RNA, 732 nt
Organism: Prorocentrum cordatum
Lineage: Eukaryota; Dinophyceae; Prorocentrales; Prorocentraceae
Source: the annotation of a GenBank genome assembly
GAGCAUGGCUGGAGUGGCGCCGCCGGGGGGUGCGCCAAUGGCGCGGGUGAUCUCGUGCAUGUCAGCUCGGGAGAUAGCGUCGGCCGCUGGAGCCUCCUGUCUUCCAACGUUGGCGAGGUCAAGCUGAGCCGCGCGAAGCCCGAGGAGCGCGAGCAGUUCAAGGCUUUUGACGAGGCCGAGUGGGCAGUGCUGAAUCGACCUGGAGCACUGCGCGUGCUGUCGCUGGCCGAGCCCCAGCACGCGGCCAAGACCAAGCCCGACAGGGCCCCGUCGUCGAGGAUGGCGCGCCGCUGGAAGGGCCAGGGGGGCGCCUUUAGCGCCGAGAGAGCCAGGAGCCGCUGGCGCGCGCGCGGCCUCCAUGACCCAGACACCGAGAAGCUGAUCGCCUACCCGCCGUCUCCGCAGCCGGAAUCCGCGCCGAUUUUUGCCGCGGCCUUACACUGCAUUGCGACGUGGAGCAGGCCGCGCAAUCGAGCUCAAGGUGGCGGCGCGCGGGCUGGGCGACGCGCCCUGGGGGUGGCGCGUCACUCCCGCGCCUUUCUUCUCGACCUGGGCUUCCGCGAUCUGCUGCUCGAGCCUUGCUACUGGUCGAAGCGCGAGGAAGGGCAGUUGGUGGCUCAGGUGCUGAUCGAGGUCGACGACCUGUUGCUCGACUCCCUCGGCAGUCACGAGAAGUGGUUGCAUGGGAGUCUCCAGGGGCGCUUCGCCUUCGGCAAAUGGGGCGGGAACGAG